Molecule: messenger RNA, 4152 nt
Organism: Linum tenue
Lineage: Eukaryota; Viridiplantae; Streptophyta; Magnoliopsida; Malpighiales; Linaceae
Source: the annotation of a GenBank genome assembly
CCUGCCUUUAUAUAAGCGCCAGCUGCCACGGUUGAGUUGAGAGCAAGGUACCUCGAGAAAGUUGCAUUGCAUUUACCCACAAACAAAAAACACAAUUUAUUUUUAUUUUCCGUGAAGAGAAAUGGAGAAGGCGGCGACGAGCUUGUCGGGACUGGUCCGGACGAAGUCGGACCAGCUGGUGGAGGCGUUAUCGGCGGCGUUCAAGUCCCCGUCGCCGUCCUCGUCAGGCGAGGCCGUGGCGGCGACUGCCGCUGCCACAUCGGAGACCGUCGGCGUCGGCGGGGGGCCGUCGAGGAAGUCGAGCAGGAGGGCGUCGCCGGGAAACAGCGGGGAACAAGAACGCCCACAUCCGGAAGUCCCGGAGCGCGCAGAUGAAGUUCGAGGUGGAGGAGAUGAUCAGCAGCGGGGCGGCGCUCAGCCGAGCUUCCAGCGCCAGCUUGGGGCUUUCCUUCUCCUUCACGGGUUUCAACAUGCCGCCCGACGACGUCAUCGCCGAUUCCAAGCCCUUUAGCGACGACGAUAUCCCUGAAGAUAUCGAGGCUGGAAUCGGAAAGCCCAAAUUCCAGACAGAACCCACCUUGCCAAUCUAUCUCAAGGCAAAAGUGGGGGAGUUUUAUGUAUUGGCAGAAACUGGGAAUUUACUUCCUUUCCUACCCAAUGCCAACUAAGAUACCAUUUCAUCAUGCCCACUUGAAUUUCCUUCAGGUUCAUGUCUCAUUGUCUUGCCAUGUACUACAAACCCGCGUUUUCUCGCACUCUCUCUCUGAUCAUUCAUCGUUCUAAUGUUCGAGACGGCCCCUUCUUUCCAUUGAACUUGUUCUGCAGCUUGAUUUUUGGUGGGUGUGGUUUAUAGAAAGAGAUAGAGGGAGAGUUUCCCAAGUGUUUCUACUCUAGACCAAAUUUUUUAGUCCUUUUGAGUUCAGCUGCAGUCAAGGAAAGAAGGUUCACUGAUGUGACAUACAAAGUGGUGAUCAAAGGAAUGACUUCAACACGGGAGAAAGACAUCUUAAAUGGGAUCACAGGCUGUGUCAACCCUGGUGAAGUUCUUGCUCUCAUGGGACCUUCAGGAAGUGGGAAAACCACACUUCUCAACCUGCUGGGCGGCCGGUUGAACCAAUCCAGUAACCUGGGUGGCUCAGUCACUUACAAUGACCAGCCUUACUCCAAGUCCCUCAAAAGCAGGAUAGGAUUUGUGACUCAGGAUGAUGUCUUGUUCCCUCAUUUAACCGUCAGAGAAACACUGACAUAUGCUGCCCUUCUGCGACUACCGAGUUCGCUAACUCGAGAAGAGAAGACGAAACGAGCAAUCGACGUUAUCCAAGAACUCGGCCUGGAGAGAUGUCAGGACACGAUCAUCGGCGGCUCAUUUGUCAGGGGAGUCUCCGGCGGGGAGAGGAAACGAGUCUCCAUCGGAAACGAGAUCAUCAUCAACCCUUCCUUGCUCUUCCUCGACGAACCAACCUCCGGAUUGGACUCCACCACCGCGCUGAGGAUCGUCCAGAUGCUGCAGGAGAUUGCAGAGGCAGGGAAAACGGUGAUCACCACAAUUCACCAGCCGUCCAGCAGGCUGUUCCACAAGUUCGACAAGCUGGUGCUUUUGGGGAAAGGAAGCUUGCUCUACUUCGGGAAAGCGUCGGAAGUGAUGGCAUACUUCUCGUCGAUCGGAUGUAACCCUCUCCUGGCAAUGAACCCUGCCGAGUUUCUUCUUGAUCUAGCUAAUGGCAACAUAAACGAUGUCUCAGUGCCUUCGGAAUUGGAGGACAAAGUUCAUGUGGGGAAUGGUGAAGCUGAGACCAGAAAUGGGAAGCCUGCUCCUGCAAUUGUUCACGAGUAUCUAGUGGAGGCCUACGAGACACGAGUUGCGAAGAGGGAGAAGAAGAAGCUCUUAGCUCCCAUACCGCUAGAUGAAGAAGUGAAGCUGAAAGUCUCAUCUCCCAAACGGCUGUGGGGAGCAACCUGGUGGGAGCAGUACACUAUACUGUACUGCAGAGGGAUCAAGGAGCGCCGCCAUGACUACUUCAGCUGGCUGAGAAUCACACAGGUGGUCUCGACUGCAACCAUUUUGGGCUUACUGUGGUGGCAGUCUGAUACCAGCUCUCCCAAAGGACUCCAGGAUCAGGCGGGGUUGCUGUUCUUCAUUGCUGUGUUCUGGGGGUUCUUUCCAGUUUUCACGGCGAUCUUCACGUUCCCUCAAGAACGUGCGGUGUUGAGCAAGGAGAGAUCGGCUGAUAUGUACAGGCUGAGUGCAUAUUUCAUGGCCAGAACUACAAGUGAUCUUCCACUUGACCUGGUUUUGCCAGUUCUGUUCCUUCUGGUGGUGUAUUUCAUGGCGGGGUUGAAAAUGGGUGCUGGUCCCUUUUUCUUGACCAUGAUCACUGUUUUUCUCUGCAUUGUUGCUGCACAGGCUGAAGUUGAUUCUCUACUUGGGAUGGAACGCCUCAAGGAAUCUGCCCGUCUUAUGAUAGUCUCGGAUCUUGAUCAUACCAUGGUUGAUCACCAUGAUAAGGAGAACUUGUCUCUCCUUAGGUUUAAUGCGUUGUGGGAAGCCCACUACCGAUUUGAUUCUCUCCUGGUUUUCUCCACUGGGAGGUCGCCCACGCUCUAUAAGGAAUUGAGGAAGGAGAAACCCAUGUUGACACCUGACAUAACGAUAAUGUCUGUGGGAACUGAGAUCACUUAUGGUAACUCGAUGAUACCCGAUGAUGGUUGGGUUGAAGUUCUGAAUCACAAAUGGGAUAGGAAGGUUGUCACUGAGGAGACUAGCAAGUUUCCUGAACUUACUCUCCAGUCGGAGACAGAGCAACGGCCUCACAAGAUUAGUUUCUAUGUGGAUAAAGCUAAGGCUCAGGAUGUGAUAAAGGCUCUCUCCGGGAUAUUCCAGAAGCUUGGGUUGGAUGUGAAGAUAAUUUACAGUGGAGGAAUGGAUCUUGAUAUUCUUCCACAAGGAGCUGGAAAAGGCCAGGCCCUGGCGUACUUGCAUAAGAAGUUCAAGAAUGAGGGGAAGCUACCCAAGAACACUCUUGUCUGUGGUGACUCUGGAAAUGAUGCAGAGCUAUUCACCAUUCCUGAUGUACAUGGGGUUAUGGUUAGCAAUGCUCAAGAAGAACUUCUGCAGUGGUAUAAUGAAAAUGCUAAGAGUAAUCCUAAAGUAAUGCAUGCGACUGAGAGGUGUGCAGCUGGCAUUAUUCAAGCCAUUGGUCAUUUUGGCCUUGGUCCAAAUACUUCUCCAAGAGAUGUAACUAAGCCAAAAGAAGGUGAUUCAGAAAGCAUCCAUCCCAAUCAUGAAUUGGUCAAAUUCUUCUUGUUCAUGGAGAAAUGGAGGCGUGCAGAAAUUGAGAAUUCAGAGGAAUAUCUGUCAAGUUUCAAAUCUGAUUCGGAUCCAUCUGGGAUUCUUGUCCAUCCAUCUGGUGCAGAGCUUUGUCUCUCUGAUGCCAUGAAUAAAAUUAGGAGUUGGUACGGUGACAAGCAGGGGAAACAGUUCCGGAUCUGGGUGGACCAAGUUUCAUCCGUCCCAAUUGGCUCAAGUACAUGGCUGACAAAGUUCUACAAGUGGGAACAAUCAGAGGAGGAAAGGCAAGGCUGCGUGACCACAUGUAUAGUUACUUUGAAGGCUGGGAACCCGACUCCAACGUUUCUGCAUGUGCACCAGACAUGGUUGGAUGGAUCAGCAGCUUCUAAAGAUCAGUCCACCUGGCUCUUGUAGAUCUCUCUCCUUCCCUCUCGAACAUCGCCGGAGAAAAGAAAGGAAAAGGUUGGGUAUACCCGAAAUAAGAUAGCUCAACCUAGUCUUUUGAAGUUUUUUUUUUAUGUAAUUGAGUCAUUUUACAUCCAUCACAAAGGAUGAUGAUUGAUGUGCAGUAUGGCUUCCAGUUUCCUUGCUGUUGCUUUGACGUUAGUAGAAGCUAUGUAACAAAAACAAAUAACAAGUGAGAAACGAUGAUGAUAUAUCAUUAGGAUGAGAAGUGUUCAUUUGAAUGAUGCGUGGAACGAUGUCGUUUUAGACUUCUGUAAUGCGUAUAGUUAAAAAAUUUAAAUAAUAAAGGGCCCAACCGGGUUCGAACCGGUGACCUCUUGAUCUGCAGUCAAAUGCUCUACCACUGAGCUAUGGACCCUUUAAUGCCUUAUAAUUUUGUAGUACAGUAAAACUUUUAU